AAAUAUUGUUAGUAUGGAGGAUAUUGAGGAAAAUAUUGAACAAAAUUUAGAAAAUGAGGAAUUGGAUGAUUAUGAAUUGAAAGAGAAUGAAUUAGAAGAGAAUGAAUCAGAAGAGAAUAAAUCAGAGAAGAAUAAAUCAGAAGAGGGUGAAUCAAAGAAGGAUGAAUUAGAAAAGGAUGAAUUAGAGCAGGAUGAAUUAGAGGAGGAUGAAUUAGAGGAGGAUGAAUUGGAGGAGGAUGAAUUGGAGGAAGAUGAAUUAGAGGAGGAUAAAUUGGAGGAGAAUGAAUCAGAAAGUAGUGAAAAAAUAAAUUUUGAAUCAGAAGAGAAUUUUGAUAAUGUUAAAUUUAAUGAUUUAUCAAAUGAAAUAAUUAAAGGGCUUCAGCUUCUUUAUAUCAAAGAUAAACAUACAAUUUCUGAUCAAGCAUUUAAUGAAAUAUUAGAAAUUUUUAAUAUUUCUAAUAUUUCUCUUUAUUGGCUUCGAAAAGUUUUAGGAAAUUUGGUUUCACUAGAACCAAAGCUUAUAGAUAUUUGUUGGAAUUCUUGCUGUGCAUUUACUGGACAAAAUGCUAAUCUUAAUACAUGUCCUAUAUAUAAAGAGUCACGAUAUACAACUAAAAAAAAAUCUAAAAAAUCUCGAAAACAAUUAGCAUAUUUUUCAAUAACAGAUAGCUUAAAAUUACAAUAUAAAAAUCCAUCACGAGCAAAAGAUCUUAGAUAUCGACAUAUGUAUUAUCCACUUCAAUCAUUACAAGAAUAUAAUAAUUAUGAUCCAGAAAAUUUACCAAUGCGUUCUCAUAAUAGUUAUAUUCUAGAUAGUAAUGAAUGCAAAAAAGUAGAUAUUAUGCAUGCACUUUUUGAAAAUGUUGCUCCUCAUAUGUUUCGUCACUUUAUAGGAAAAUUUUUUAAAAAUGAAAAUUUAAAUAAUACUGAAUAUAAAAUUUCAAAAAAUAAUUGGAAUGAAAUUGAAAAAAUAAUUGAAUAUAAUAAGAAAACAAUGCCAACAGAUUUUGGUAGACCUCUUAUUAAUAUUCAAAAAUAUUAUUUAUCUUUUAAAGCUGAGGAGUGGUGUAAUUGGAUAAUUUUGUAUUCAAUUCCACUUUUGUAUAAAUAUCUUCCAGAAAAGUAA
Ambispora leptoticha is the source of this 1126-nucleotide messenger RNA. NCBI's taxonomy places the organism in Eukaryota, Fungi, Glomeromycota, Glomeromycetes, Archaeosporales, Ambisporaceae. The record is from the annotation of a GenBank genome assembly.